UGGCGAAGUAUUUUUAUCAAAACUUAGGAGAAAGAGGAGUAGAACAGCCUUUUCUCCAACCGAUUACUUACUUGGCUUACACUGAAAUACUAAAAAAAGAAAAUUUAUUGCUUUUUAAAGAAGAAUUCCAAGCUGGUUUAGCUUGUCCGGUGCUUCUUUCCUUGCGCGACUUAAUUAAAAAGCAUGGAAAUCAUUUAGAUUAUUUUUUUUCGCAAGUACCUGAUAUUACUGAUUAUCGAGUAUUAUCUCAUCUGGAAAAAUUAGCCAAAAAAUAUGCCGAGGCUUUUGCUUGUGAAAUUCAAUAUAAAGCCCAAGAUAGUCGUUCAUCACUUACUAAUUGCUUAUCAUCCCAUAAAUUAAGAAGUGUUUUUGCUUUCACAAACAAAGCGUUUAAGGAAUAUUCGGUUUAUACUCUCUCCGAAGUUAAAGAGAUAGAUAACCAUUUUCACUAUAUCAAUGAAAAGGACAAGAAAAAUUUAACCGAAUUAUGCCAAAUGUCCUUAGGCGAGGAAGAGGGAAGAAUGGUUGGAGUCCUUGAAAAGAUUAAUAGUUCCCAAAAGCAUCCAGAGAGAAAUUUCCUUUUUAGUCCAGUUUUUUAUGACUUUGAACACUCUUUCCAUCCUAACCUGCGAAAAAAGAAACUAAAGACUGGUUCUUUAAUCUGUAUUAUGGAAGAGGAAGAUUGCCUUAAUUACUAA
This is a messenger RNA of Funneliformis geosporum, 698 nucleotides long. The record is from the annotation of a GenBank genome assembly. Lineage: Eukaryota; Fungi; Glomeromycota; Glomeromycetes; Glomerales; Glomeraceae.